UUGCUUUAUUUUUAGUAUCAUUGUCUCCUGUAUAUUGCACUCUACAAUAUGUACCAUAAGUAUGUAUAUAUGUGUGUGUGUUCUGUUUUACCAAUGCAGGAGUUUGUAGCCUUGACUAGGAUUCUCCUGCAAAGUUAAAGCUGCUGAACCGGUUAUGUAAGAAAAAUAAAGAGUAAUAGUCGCAUCUUGUGUUGCAGAAGGGUAAUGCUUGGGAUCUUUUGUCUCCUCCCAGAUUAUGGCUUGGGUUUAUGUGUAGGCAGUUGUAAGAGGCAGCUGUAGCCAUAGGAACCGUUUACUAGGACUCCAGUCACUUGGGGUUUCAUCCACUCUUAUUAUACAGGUGUCUUAUAAACUACGGACUGAGCAGGCUUCAUCUCAAAGUCGUCAUCUUCUGGCCAAGAACCAUGAAGAACCGCUCUCCCUCCCCACCGCUACAUGUCCAUGUGCAUGAGAGCACGCCGGUUCAUGUCCACAUUAAGAAGGGACUGAAAAGCGCCUCUAAAGUACAGAAAGGGAGCAAAAGUAAAAUGAAAAGCGAUUCUGGAAACUUGCGUCGCAGCGUGAAAGUAAAGACCCGGGUCCCAUGGAUUCCCCCGGGGAAAACAUCUGCUCGGGAAACAGGUUUCAAGUGGGAGGGUUUGACGCAUCGCUUGGAAAUCACACCACCGGACAUGGAGAAGAUGAUGUCGGCUUUGCGGAUGAGUGACCUGUCCACUGAUGAAGAAGAGCUUAUGCGCAGCAAGAUCAAUUCCUACGAAAAAAAGAUCAACAGCUUAAUGUGUGAAGUUGGAACCUUGAAAAAUGAGGUGGAGCUGCAGAAAAGGGACCAUUCUUCUGAGCGGUAUGAAGAUCAGCUGGCGGCCUCCAAGCAUCUGCUGAGCACCAAGAAUGAAGAACUGAAUGAGGCAUCUCUGGAACUGGCUGAUAUAGAAAAUGAGAACUCUCAUCUGAAGAGAAGCAUUGACCAAAUGAAGGAGGACACAGGAUUAAGUUUGUGGCAGAAGCAGCAACUGCAAGAAGAGAAGUCCCAUUUGUUGUCUAAGUUGGUAGAAGCGGAGAUGGAUGGGGCAGAGGCAGCAAGACAAGUGAAUGUGUUGCGAGACACCAUCCAUCAGAUGAAACAUGAGAAAAGGAUGACCAGUACAGAUAUAAACUUGCUCACCAGACAGAAAGAAAUCCUGCUGGAGAAACUGGAAACGUUCGAAGAGACAAACCGAACCCUGAGAGCUCUCCUGAGGGAACAGCAUUGCAGAGAGUCUGAAACCCACCGGCUGCUGGAACAGAAAGAACUCUUGCUGAAGAAGCUGGCUGAUGCUGACACAGAGCGAGCGCAUCUCCAGAUGAGGCUUCAUGAGCGAGACAAAGAGAGAGAUGAUCUCCGCAUUCAGCUGAAGACUGAGAAGGAGCUAACGAGAACAUCAACGGAAUACUCCAAGUCACUGGAAGUAACAAGGGCUCACUUGCAGGGCCAGCUGAGAAGCCGCGAGGCAGAGAAUAACCGGUUGUCCGUGCAGCUAAGGAACCAGGAGCACGCAGAAGCUCGGCAGAAGGAUGGAAUUGACCUGAUGACCACGCAGUUAAAUCAGCUCAGUCAGAAGUUGGAGCUGGAGAAGGAGGCGCUGAAAAAAUCCGUGCGCUCCCAGAAACAUCGAGCAGAGCGAAGCGAGGAGACGGUGCAGAUGCUCAAUAAACAGCUCAUGGAGAAGAAUGCAGAGCUUUCUACAGCACUUUCCAGCAUUGAGAACUGGAAGAGCCAUUGCAACAUAUUGACGAAAGAGAAGACUCAAGCAGAGUCUGAGAUCACCAUGCUGAAUGAGCGAGUGUCUCAGCUGCUGGAAGAGAGUCAGAACAUUGAGAAGAAGGCCCGUUUCGAGCGGGAUACUCUACUGGAAAGAAUCCACCAGCAGUCCACAGAGAGCACCAACCUUCGAGCAGACAGUGAAAAGUUUAAGACUUGUCUAACCAGUAUGGAAGAGAAAGUAACACUGGCUCACAGUGAGGUACAGCAGCUGAAGAAUUCACUGCGGCAGUAUGAGGGCCUGGUAGAAACCUAUAAAGAUCAGAUGAGAAAGACUCGACAUGAAGCCGAUCAAAUGUGCCUUCAGCUGGAAAGAUCCACCACGGAAAAUAAAACCUUAAAGGAGGAAAUGAACCUUGAGCUAGAACAGGUCCAUAGGCAAUUUCAGAGUCGCUUAGAAGAUCUAGAGAAACUCCCAGAGAUGCUUAGGAUGACCGAGACAAAGCUGCAGGAAUGCCAGGACCAGGUCCAGGGUUAUGAGCAUAAGAACGCGGAGCUCUCGUCUAUCAUCUCUGAUUUGCGCAUUCGGAUGGAGCAGCAGGGAGACAAGAUGGAGUCCUCAAGAGACCGCUAUCAGUCUGCGUUGGAAGAGAAUAAGCUUCUAAGUCUGAAACUGGAGGAGCUGGAGAGGAGACUGGAUGACACUGGUGCUCAGAACCGGGAACUUCUACAAGUUGUGGCCAAACGGGAAGAGACCAUUCAUCAGAACCAGCUGCGGCUGGAGGAAAAAACCCGUGAAUGUGCGUCCUUGUCCCGCCAGCUGGAGGCAGCCAUUGAAGACUCCCGGAGACAGGUGGAACAGGCCAGGGAACGAGUUUCAUCCAAAGAGAGGGUGACGCAGUCUAAAAUCCUGGAUCUGGAGACGCAGCUGAGUAGAACCAAAACAGAACUAAACCAGUUUCGCCGCAGCAAAGAUGAUGCUGAUCGGCGAUUCCAGAGUCGCUUACAGGACCUAAAAGACAGACUGGAACAGUCUGAAAGCACCAAUCGCAGCAUGCAGAACUACGUGCAGUUCCUAAAAUCCUCCUAUGCAAAUGUUUUUGGUGACGCGGCCUUAUCCAGUUCUCCAAUCCGGCCCAGAACUCCACUGUAAGAACUUGGUUCAAUUUCCUUCUCUCUCCAAUGGCAGCUACAGCAGAAACGUACUCUCAGGAGCAGAGUCACUGCAGACUGCCUUUCUCACUCCAUCGGCCAUUGGAUUUUGUGAUCACGACGCACAGAAGAUUUUAUAAACAGUCACUAAGGAUAUAUGUAUUAUAUUACACCUGUCUAGCUGCUGUAUACCACCUCUGACCACCCCAUGCUGGUCUGUCAUCGUUAACCAGCUGAAUAAUAGCUGUUGCUUGCCCAGGUUUGUCACUAAAAGAUUGUAUUGGGUGUGGUUCAGUGGCUCUACAGUGAAUAGUCAAUCAACCCCCAUAUGGGUGACAGGGUCAAAAGGUUGACAAAGAAAAGCUAGACCGUAGAAAAGGUUGAUGUGGAAAUGGUCGACACAGAAAAAAGUGAACACAACUUUUUAAAAAAAAAAUUAUUUUAUUUUUGUGGUGUUAUUUUGUAGGUUUCAUCAAAUGUAACCCCAAUUAGUGUUGCCUUGUUUCGGCCAAGGUACCUACCUCCGCUACGCUUGCCACAGCUUACUAUUACCGAUCAUAGUCCACGUGGAUGGUUGAAUGAAGCAAAAGUUGGGAAAAAAACCUAUAAAAAUAACUUGUUCACGAUUGUCAUGUCACCCUUUUGACUGUCCAUCCAGUGGCUGGAACCAGAUUGUAUUGUGGUUUGUAGUUUUAAUUUAUUUUAUGAUGUUUAUAAUUUUGUUUAACUUUUUUUUUUUUAAAGAGUAUUUAUAAUUGUUUUUUUUUACACUAAUGACUUCCUGGAAUUAUUUUGCACGUUGCUUUAUUUAUAAUAUAUGGGGGGGGUGAUACGAUCUCUUGCACUUAUCCAAUAUGUAGCUUUGACCUUCCUGUAUACAUAAAAUCACAGCUUCCUAUUAUGAACAUUUAGGCUGCACAUCUGAACCCAAACAUGUUUUUUCAUUAAUAUAUCCUACCAGUAUAUGGAUGGAAGUGGAGUCUCAUUUACAGUCAUCCACAUACUCUUGUGUUGCAUGCGUUACAAGACAACGAAGGAAGCCAUUUUGUGGGCUAAGCAAAGAUGCCUAGUGCAGUGCAGGAUGUAUACUUAUGAACAUUGGUUCAGACAACAAAAUGGCUGCAUCCAUUGGACUUCAUUUUAGCCAUGUACUCCAUCCCCAGUAUAAGAUUACUUGGGUGUCUUGUGCAAGUAAUCUUUCGUGGUCCACAUGUCUCCUCGCUUGUGAGACACCUACCCAAACUAAAAGUGCACCUAGUUGUGUGGAAAAAGCAGAAAGGCCACAUGAGGCAAACUGGAAAAAGUCUCAACUUCUGUCCACGUUACUACUGUUUUUUUUUUUUUUUAAAUAAAUUGAGCAGAACUUUCUCUAAAAA
Pseudophryne corroboree (corroboree frog) is the source of this 4266-nucleotide messenger RNA. It is a transcript of the gene ODF2, whose product is annotated as outer dense fiber of sperm tails 2. The record is from RefSeq and is a predicted model, not a curated record. Bases 405 to 2891 code for a protein of 828 amino acids. The transcript is spliced from 20 exons. Gene Ontology annotation, cellular component: centrosome. Lineage: Eukaryota; Metazoa; Chordata; Amphibia; Anura; Myobatrachidae. Gene Ontology annotation, biological process: regulation of cilium assembly.